This is a messenger RNA of Stereum hirsutum FP-91666 SS1, 1422 nucleotides long. RefSeq lists its product as uncharacterized. Lineage: Eukaryota; Fungi; Basidiomycota; Agaricomycetes; Russulales; Stereaceae. Bases 1 to 1422 code for a protein of 473 amino acids. The transcript has a single exon. The record is from RefSeq and is a predicted model, not a curated record.
AUGCUCUUGGUUAUGCUACUCACACUCCUUUCGUUUUCCACCUCCGUUCAUUGCUCCAAGGAUUGUUCUACCUCUACGGCACUCCACAGCGCCGCACCCGCCCUCAUUGUCCUCCUAGUACUCAUAAUUCUUGUAUCCCCCUUCGCCUAUUUCACCGUCCACUGCCUCCGCCUUGAGAUCGACCGCACGGACCAGAAACUCUGCCAUAGCAAAGCCGCCGUUGAAUCUCUCACCCGCACCUCUAUCCUCCGUGCCGCUCAAGUGGCGUCACUACAGAAUCGAACCCAGCAGCUCUUCGACCGCUGCAUAGAGCUCGAGCCACAAGCCAAGGCCGCCGAGUCUCUGGCGGCAGACAACAAAGUUCUCGAAACGAAGCUCAUUCUUUCACUCGCUACCAUCGACGAACUAAAAUGUGAUAUCACCACAAUGGCCGCACAACAAGCUCGUAUUGCCGACGAUGCCCGGAAUUUCAAGAAUAUGUUCGACGAGGCCAACCAGCAGAAACUCAUCUUCGAGAGACGGGCGCAAGUGGCGGUGGACGAGGCGAAGGCUACUGCCAGGGAGGUCGAGGACGCCUUGGAUAGGGCUUACGAGCUCGAGUGUCGGUUGGAGGAGAAGGACGCUGAGCUGUACGAUGCCCGUCGUUGGGUCAAGAGAGUGAAUAGUCUUGAGAGAUGGGUCGAGGAUCUGGAGGAGGAAAACAGGGCCCAUCGUUAUCUCGUUUGCGAGUACCAGACUACCGUUGUCAAGAAGGACCGCAUCAUCAAGGAGCUUGAAGGGAACGAGGAACAUACAAUCAAGCUGGAGGAAGCGGCUACUAGCAGUAUCCACAACCGCUCUAUCAUCAAGCUCGACGAGAGCUCCACCCGUAAUAACACCAUCUCCGCCAUCCCUUCUCUUGUCGAUACAAAAUCCGACAGGCACGUCGAAACGUCCGCUCAUUCUACUCCAGGAUAUACAUAUUGUCUUCCCAUCCACGUAUUUUUUCCUUCGAGCGACACUAUCAACCAAGCCUUUAUCAUGGCUUCACCAUCCUACAACUCCGAUACCAAAUCCUCCGCACCCCCUUCCUCCAUGGUCCUUCCCCCCUCUCCCGUCCCGUCCGAUACACACGACACAAAUUACUCGGAUUGCGACUCGGACAGCGACACCACUGCUAUAAACUGGCCUACCCCCUUCCUCGUCUCCGAUACUGACAAAUCCGGCUCCGACAUAAACAACUCAUGCGACCUCAGUCCUGAACACGUCUUUACCACCCCUCCAUUUCGCCGCUCAUCCGCCUACACCACCGCGGAGCAUGUUCUCCUGAAGGGUCAGACGUCGAUUCGCAACAAAUCCAUUCGCGCUGACCUUGCAUAUUGGAAGACGAUUUGGGCGUUGAAGUUUGCGGGGAUCAGAGGCGAGGCGAUGUGUCAGGAUUGA